Molecule: messenger RNA, 5366 nt
Organism: Trachemys scripta elegans
Lineage: Eukaryota; Metazoa; Chordata; Testudines; Emydidae
Product: WD repeat-containing protein on Y chromosome-like
Exons: 20
Coding region: 1689-5105 (1138 amino acids)
Molecular function (GO): protein binding
Source: RefSeq, a predicted model, not a curated record
AAUAUAGAGUUAGAAUAUAGAUAAUCCAAAUUUUGUCUCCACAGCUCAGUAUAUUGUCUAUCAAUCCAAUCUAAGCACACCCUAGGGGUCAAAUCCGCAGCAUGAUGUAACUUCUCCUAGCUCCACCCAAGUGAAUGGGGAUGUCGAUGAUUAAUAUGAAAGCUGAGAUUCUAAAAUAAUUAAGAGGCCUGUGUACAAGUCCCACACGUAUGGAAAUGAUGGAUUAAGACACACAGGACCGUUAAAGAGGUCCUCUCUCGUUGCCCUUGCUGCCUGUAAUGCUAGUUCUAAAGAAGAAGAUUUACAGCAAGGGAAAUAAGAUGUUUCUCAGGGCUGAAUCAGGAAAUUUGAGGACCUACUUCUGCACCCAGGUGUGAAGGAGAAUAUGCAUGUAUGUAUAUAUCAUGGUCUCACUCUGAUUUUAAGGCUGGCAAAGACUAGUCACAGGCCUGAAAGCAGCAAUUAAAAACAAGGAGAGAAGUGAUACUAUUGUGAAAAAGCAACAGGCACCCUGGAUUUCACCCUCUCUCAAACUCUCUGAAAGAACGGGCCAUUUACUCUAUAGAAUUCUUGCUUUGCACGUGACUGGAGGCUUCAUGGAAUUGUUAUAGUUUAACUAUCUAAUGGAAUAGGGUGGGGAACCUCGGCAUCACCUGUAGUUAUAGCGACAAGAAAAUAUUGACAGCACAAUAAAUUACGUAUUAAUGAAAAUAGCAAGGCAAAAAUGUAUCCCGUUUCACUAUUAAAUAACCAGUCCGCAUUUAUGAAAGAGGAAGGGCAUUCCACUUCUGAGAUCAAGGGUAAAGGAGUCUCUUUAGCUAUUCACUUCUGUUUCUGUGCAGUGUAUGUUACCAACCCUCCACAGCUGAUUAUGGCCUUAGAGUUGCACAACAGGCUACUUGUAAUUCCCUAAAUUAAUCCCCUUCUAAAGGUUCACCUGAUACGUAUAGUCACACAUAGAGCUCAUGGUGCAAAACCUUAAUGUCCAACAGAGCACAGGAAAGAAAUCUCUGAUUGUCUCUUCUCUCUGUAGAUAUCAACUGCAGAUAUCAGGUUAAUCAUCAAUUGACCAAAUGUUUUUCUUUGCAUGGACCCACCCCCCAAGUGAAAUUCCUUUGCGUUGAAACAUUUCUUGGGCACUGUUGCUAAAUAAUUAUAAGCAGCAUGGAUCGUGUUACUCAAGUCCAGGCUAGUAACUAUGCUGAAUACUGUUCCCAAUGUACCUAGUAUUGGCCUUUCAAAAUGAAGCCUCUAGUUUUCUGUCUGGGUAAUGUAUUCACUGCUCGUGGAUUGGGAACCUCUAAGCAGUGCAGCUGUCUGAGAAUGCACUAGCUAGUCUGCUUGCAUGGUAUGGCAUAUCCUGGCUUGGGAAAACUUGAAACAUUGGUUUAGCUUGCAUCUGAAGAGCAGUGUUUGAUUCAGCCAUAGCGUAUUGCAGUUACCACUAAGAUUGUCAGCGUGGCUUCCUGAAAACAUUUAUUUUUGGUGCCAAGCAACUUCUCAAGGAUUAUUGGACAACAAGGGCCUCAGGAGAACUCAGAGAAGAACUUCCACCUUGCUCCAGUUGAAGAUCAUUCAGAUCUUGAUUAUUAUUAUUAUUUGGGGCGGGGGGGUAAGAAGGAGAUAUUGAAUUGACUGGUUCUGCCAGUGUCGCACGUUAAUUAGGCUUGGCAUACUGGGAAAAGGCCAUGAAAAACCAUCACAGUUUCAGGAAAGAGGGAGAAAAAGUUGAAAUGUCAGUGAUGAAAAAGAAAAAGCAGAAUUCUUCCUGGUGUGCAUACAAGCAAGAAGUACCAGCAAGUAUAACAUGCUUUGAUCAGAGUAAAAGCCCCCGUCUGGAAGAAGAGCUGGAGCUGGGUCACUUGCAGCUCCUGGAAGCAUUGUUUGCUACUCACAGCUCUCCCGAAGGGGAAGACCAAGGCAGGGAAGCAGAGAAUAAAGACCAGUGGGUGAGACCCUGCAGAAAGCAGAAAGUGCAGCCACCAGGAAGUCUGACUCUACAAGAGUUUCAUAGAGUCCUGUCGGAGCUGACUGGCUCCGAGAGCUGGAACAACCAAUCAGAGCUGCUUUUCAACAAGGUUGACACCAGCUGCGAUGGCCUUAUUGACUGGAACAAGUUCUGCACAUACCUGCUGCUCUAUUACAAAGAAAGGGACCACAUGAAAACCAAGAAGGAGAUCUUCCUUGGCAGGGAGCCCCUCAUCCGACACUCUGUGCAGAACAAGCUGGCGCCAACUACCAGGAUAUUGGCCAUCUCUUCACCACCACCACUCUGGUUUGUAAGUGUCAGCAAAGGAGGAGUUCUUACUACCUGGGACAGCGCUCUACAUAUUCAAAAAACGUAUGAGAUUGCAACAGAUUCCAAAGGCUCUCAAGCAGAAAAAAGAAGAUUGAAAUCCUGGACCACAGAUGCUGUGUACAUGGCAAAUGUCCACAAAAUCGCAGUAGCCACCACCUGCAGGGAUAUUCACUUUUUUGACGUGUCCACGGCAAACCUUGUUGAAGAGUUUCAUUUAUUUGCUCUGAAAAAUGUUCCAACUUCAUUGUACUACCGGUAUAAUGCAAAGUCCUUAGGGAGUCGCUCCUUGCUGCUCUGGGGAGAUGACCAUGGUGGGGUUCACCUGCUCUGGCUGCUACACCCUCAUUUGGGCGUCUUUGAAAAGCCCUUCACGGAUCAGUCGGGGCCGCAAAGAGUCUUCCUGCAGGAAAUUAAAGAGCACAGUAAGCUCCUGCAAUAUCAAACCAUCCCAGAGGUGCAUGAGGAAGCUGUUUCCCAAAUCCAGUACGUAGCAGAGGGAGAACUCAUCAUCACAUCCUCAGGCAGUCCCAAGACCUCUGUGGUGAUCAUGGAUAUUCUCAGAAAGAGAAAAGUUUACACCUGGAAAAUCAAGAAGGGGGUAAAAUGCUUCGACUACUGCAAAUCCCUGAGUCUGCUGGUUACCGGAGGAGUGGAUCACGCUGUGCAACUCUGGAACCAAUAUGUCCCGAGCUGGCCAGUUGCUACCUUUCAGGGACAUUGUACUACCAUUCUGGCGGUUGCCAUCCAUGAGCCCCGAGGACACGUAUUCAGCUAUUCCAAGGACUCGGUCCUGAAAGUCUGGGAUAUUUUCUCACAGGCUUGUCUGCAGACCCUGGCACUCAAGUUCCCAUGUGUCCAGCCAGAACAAACACUAGAACAGGGGGAUUUUCCCUUCUUGCUCAUCCAGCAGUCUCCCCACCUCCUCUUAGUCUCCUGUGCUGAUUACAUUGGAUUGUUGAAGCUCGCGCAUGUCAGUCCUGAGGAAGAAAUGCUGGCUACCCAUGAUGCACCAUUAUGCGGUGCUCUGUACAACACCUUCUUCCACCAGGUGGUGACAGGAGGUGAUGACGCCACUGUUGCUGUGUGGGAUGUGGAGACGGGGGCCAAACGCCUCCUCAUAAACAAUGCCCAUGGGAAGGAAGAGAUUACAUGCAUGGCCCUUGACAACUCCCAGCACAGGCUCAUUACGGCAGCAAGGAAUGGGACCAUAAAGGUCUGGCAUAUUCAGACUGGCCACAACUUGCACCAGCUGGAGGUAGUGGAAGAAGCUGAAGUCACGGGACUUGUAGCUUUGCAGGAUCAAUCAUUGCUUACGGUGGGAUGGAAUCAGAAAAUCGUCCUUUAUGAUUUCUGUGAACCUGAGGCCCUGUAUGUUACUGCGCAUCCUUCUUGGAAGGGCGGGCAGCUGCACAAAGAGGACAUCCUGACUGUGGACUAUUGUCCUUCUCUUGGGCUCCUUGCUUCAGCCAGCUUCGAUGGAGAAAUUAUCAUGUGGGAUGUGGAAUCCCAGAGUGUGUAUCUCUACCUCAGACAGGCUCAGCCCGAAAGGUCACAUCCUCCAGUGGAUAAACUACUCUUUCUCCAGCAUCGAUCCCUGGAUGGUGUUUCAAAAGACAGUGCAAUCCUUGUGAGCUCUGAUGCUGGGAACCUUCGCUGGUGGAGCGUCCUUGCAGAACAACGGGAAUUUGGUUUUUAUUAUGCCCCAGCUAAAGAGGAUGCGUCUGUGACUGGGUUGUCAGCCAAUCAAAUGAACAGUGUUCUUGUAUCUGGAGACACAUGUGGAUUCAUCCAGGUUUGGGACAUUUCAGAUUAUGGGCUGUCCCCUAGAACUCAGGGCUCUCUGGAAAAGCCUCCCUUACUGUGUAGCUGGAGAGCCCAUAACAGCACUGUGGUGAGUGUCGAGCACUUCAUGUUCGGUUCAGAUUCAUUCAUUCUGAGCGGCUCCUCAGACAGAAGCGCCAGACUGUGGACCCCAGACGGGAAAUUUGUGGGAACCUUUGGGCAGGAAAAGAGAUGGGACUUGAAAAAUCCAUCAACAUUCGCCCACCCCAAGGACCCCUGGAGUGAGAGAAAAGAAAUCAAGAAAAAACGAACGCCAAUCAAGCAGCUGGCAUAUACUGAUGGGCGGCUCUUCAGUUCAGAGGAGCUUGUCAGAAAUGUGGAGGGAGAGACAGAAGAGAAGGUAAACCAGGAGAUCAAUGGGGGAAGCACAAUGGAGGAGAGAGAGCAACUGCAGGAGUUCCAAUUACCAAGAGCGGAUGGUGCCCAUCCAUCCACAUCCCCCAGCCAGAUUUCUGCCGAGGAUACGGUGCAAAGCCGCCUGACUACGCCACAAUCGUUCACCGGUACCUCAAAUCAAAGAAAACACGAGUGGCAGAGCCUUUUCAGACACCAUCUGGAAAAUGACCUGGUGAAAAGAAUUACAGGAAGGAAAGCCCGUCGGCGUGUGUUUGGGGCUAUCAAUGCUAACAAAUUCAACCGGUUUGGGACACUCUGUUCACCUUUUCAUGCACUAGCAACCCCGGAGAUGCAGAAAUUAACUUUACCUCAAGACUUACCCAUGACCCCUCGGAUGCUGAGGCAGGGCAUAGUCUGCAGCACCGAGAUGGACUUAAGGUCUUUACCAUUAACCUUCCCAGACCUGGACGCCGAGAAGACAGAAGAGCCCAGCCUGAGUGAGAGAAAGAAGUCAUCAGUCCACAUGAAAACCCCUCUGCUUCCCCCAUUAGUUAAACCAACCAGAGCUAGCCUCUCCCACAGUAAAAAGGCUAAAAGUUUCCAGUUUCCCUCCCAGUUCCCACAGUAGCUGUCUCUAUUAGCCUGUAAUAGAUGCUAAGUGUUGGCACCUUCUGAAAGAGAAUACCUGGAUUCCAUUUCUAGAGCAAUAUGCUUUGUCUUUUUUGUAUUAGACCCUAGAGCAUUGUUUUAAGCAAUCCCUUUGACACCUAAAUUCCUCUUUGACACUCACAUAAAGUAAUUGCAAAAGAGUAUUUUUGUACUUUGGUUUGAAAAUGGUGAAAUUUCUACACUGGAUAAUGAAAAUAAAGCAACUAACAUGGGAUUUUGU